CGACGCUCUCCGGCCGGUGACGCAAAUUUCCCGCCCUCACUUCUGCCAUCCCGUGUGUGUGAAAGUGAUCAAACAAGUGUUUCCACGGGUAUUUUUUUUAUUUUCUUACGUCUUACACUCUCCGGUUGAACGAUGCCUUCCACGGACGACUGGCUCAACAACCCGCUCGGUGUCGUUGAAGGGAUGUUUGCUGCUUCUCAGAACACUCCAAACUCUGGGUGGGCGGCGAAAGCCGUGGCGUUCUUCAAAGACCGUCUGAAAGAGAAGGACGCUCAUACCUGGGUCCCGUCUCUGAACGAUGUCCCGCUUCACUACCUGAAGCCAAACAGCCUGGUGAAGUUCCGCUGCUUCAUCCAAGACAUGUUUGACCCAGAGUUCUACAUGGGAACGUACGAGGCGGUCGAUCCGUCUACGAAGGCUAAAGUGUUGCGAUGUGGGAAGUACAAAGAUGUGACGGAAUGCGGGGUGGAUUUUAACUCCAGAAGCACGAUGACCGCGGAGAGACACACUUUCUACUGUGUGCCGAUCCCCGGAGAAAGUCCGUGGGUGAAAGAGGGCUACGCCGGCUCCAGCCAGGCACGGGUGGUGCCCUCCACCUCGUAUGCACCGACGAGACAGAAACGUAGCUACGAGGAGGACGACGACGACAUGGACACCGACACGCAACCGCAGAAGCAGAGGGAGCCGCACACCGGUCCUCACAGUCCAACAGAACCGCACGGCAAUGGCGACUGUAAGCGGCGGGAGAAGGAAGCUCCCUCCAGCCAGGCGGCAUCCGCCUCCCAUCUCGACCUCAACUUCCCCCUACCAGGAGAGAAAGGCCCCUCCUGCCUCCUCAAGGUGUACGAGGAAUGGGACGGCUUCAAACUGAACGAGGCAGUGGAGGUCUUCGGAAUCCUCUCCGUGAGCCCUGCUCUCAGCGCCCUGGCCGACGAAGACGCCUCCUCGUCCCUCCUGGACCCCGCGGGCGGCAUGGAGACGGCAGAGGAGCAGAGGGUGCACAGCCCGCCGGCCUCGCUCGUCCCUCGCCUCCACAUGCUCCACGCCAAGCCGCUGCCACACAACAACCCCCUGCUGCCGGCCGCCGGCUUGGAGGACAACAACAGUGCCUUUUUAUCUUCGACGCUGAGAGAGAUGGCCGCCGUCAGGGCCGAGCUGCUCGCUUACUUCACUCACGUCCUCCUGGGAGACGCCCUGGCUGCCGAAUACCUCAUUCUGCAUCUCGUUUCGAACGUGUACACUAGGCGGGAUGUCCUCCCACUGGGCAAGUUCACCUUGAACCUGAGCGGCUGUCCGGCGGUCGCCUCGUUUACCGAACGCUUCUACCAGAUCAUCCAGCAGCUCGUGCCGUCUUCGUACUACCUGGGCAUGACCCUCCAGAAUAUGAACCAGAUGCGGUUAGUGCCAAAAAAGGACUAUGUGGCCAACCGGCUCCUGAGUGGGGCCCUGCAGCUGGCCACAAACACUUCCCUCUUCCUGGAUGAAUCCCAGCUGGAGCAGGGACAGCUGGAUACAACAGGUGUGCGUAACGUCACGGCCCUGGGGAACCUGAUCUCGUGGCAGAAGGUUGAUUAUGACUUCAGCUACCACCAGAUGGAAUUCCCCUGCAAUAUUAAUGUGCUCAUCGCGUCAGAGGGCCGCUCGCUGCUGCCGUCAGACUGCCAGAUACACCUACAGUCUCAGGUUGCCCCACCCGACUUGGAGGCGUAUCUCGGCGGCAUCCAAGUGCAUCCGCAGGCCUCCCAGCUGAACAAGUUCAGGAUGUACCUGAGCGUGGCUCGGCAACUGGACUACAGCAUCGCCGAUGAAGUGACAAAGUCAGUUGAGGAUGACUUUGUAGAUAUGAGGAAGGACGACCCCCAGAGCAUUUCUGCUGAGGACCUCCACAGGAUGCUUGUUGUGGCGAGGUUGCUGUCUCUGAGUCUGGGACAGACCUCGCUGUCCAGAGACAGCUGGCUCCGAGCCAAACAUGUGGAGAUGCUGCGGAGGAGCCGGAUGGAGCAGAACAAGUGCGUCAACGGCAACGAGCCGUGAUCAAACAAGAUGGCAUUUCUUUUUGAUACCGGGGGGGGGGGGGGGGGGGGAUGGAUGUUUUUUCAUGUGUCAUAUAGUUCAAGUUGUGUUCAACUUCACAGAAUGGAGUUGCAGACACGAUUUGAAUAUAUUUUCACUUUGUACUCAUUUUGCCUUAAUGUCUCAGCCUGCUGCGAGGACCAUGCCCGUGAUUUAUGACCAACAUUGCCACCUCCAAAAAUGGAAAUAAAGUUAUGGGCUCUGGAGAAUUCUUUCUUAUAA
Molecule: messenger RNA, 2295 nt
Organism: Cyclopterus lumpus (lumpfish)
Lineage: Eukaryota; Metazoa; Chordata; Actinopteri; Perciformes; Cyclopteridae
Gene: mcmbp
Product: minichromosome maintenance complex binding protein
Exons: 16
Coding region: 133-2034 (633 amino acids)
Biological process (GO): DNA-templated DNA replication
Molecular function (GO): chromatin binding
Source: RefSeq, a predicted model, not a curated record